Anthonomus grandis grandis is the source of this 3592-nucleotide messenger RNA. RefSeq names its product phosphatidylinositol 3-kinase catalytic subunit type 3 (gene Pi3K59F). The coding region runs from base 151 to 2958 and encodes 935 amino acids. The transcript is spliced from 13 exons. The record is from RefSeq and is a predicted model, not a curated record. Gene Ontology annotation, biological process: autophagy of peroxisome; autophagosome assembly; phosphatidylinositol-mediated signaling. Lineage: Eukaryota; Metazoa; Arthropoda; Insecta; Coleoptera; Curculionidae. Gene Ontology annotation, molecular function: 1-phosphatidylinositol-3-kinase activity. Gene Ontology annotation, cellular component: membrane; cytoplasm; phagophore assembly site.
CAAAGCGUUUUUGCUCCAAUUCGCAUUAACGUCACGUGUAAUCUUAGUAAAUGGCAUUUCUCAAAAUAAAAACAGUAAAUAAAUGAAAACAUCUUAUAUUUUUGUUUUGCCAGAGACAUAACGCAUAGAUCCUGUUAGAAAUUCAACAUAAUGGAUGAAUUGAGUGACAAAUUUCACUAUUUAUAUAGUUCAGAUGUUCCAGCAAGAAUCCAGAUUAAAAUUGGCACACUAGAAGGAAAACGAAUAAAACCAACGUAUGAAGAGCUGCUAAAAGACCCUCAUCUCAAAUUUUCAGGAUUAUGUCAAGACGGUUGUUCAGACCUAAUGGUGGAAUGUCAGAUUUGGGACAACAAUGAGCCUUUGUGCCUACCAGUCGGCACUGAAUAUAAGGCAUUCACUAAUAGAUGGAAUUGGAAUGAAUGGCUUCAUAUGCCUUUAGAAUUUUGUGAUCUGCCCCGGUCAGCUCAGCUUGCAAUCACUAUUUAUGAUUGUGCGGGUCCUAACAAAUUAAUGCCAGUGGGGGGCACCACUGUAUCUCUGUUUAGUAAACAUGGAGUCUUUAGGGAGGGUAUGUUAGACUUGAGAGUUUGGCCUAAUGUAGUAGCAGAUGGAAAGAGGCCAACAUCGACUCCAGGUAAAGGCCAUGACGGGAAACAAAAUUCCACAGAUCAGAUGUGGAAGUUGGCUAAAUUAGCGAAGAAACAUAGAAAUGGACAUAUACCAAAAGUUGAUUGGUUGGAUAGAUUAACCUUUCGGGAACUAGAAGUUAUUAAUGAAAAAGAAAAAAGGUCCUCAAACUACAUGUAUCUAACUGUAGAAUUCCAAAAAGUCUUUUCCGAUAUGUUUUCUACUCCUUACCAUGUGGUUUACUUUGAACAAAAUGGAGAGGAGAUUCAUACCUUUAAGAGUAAUGCAGAUUUGGUAUUUGUUCCUGAUUCUGAAAUAUCCAAGGAAAAUCUGGUGGAGCGGAAACAUCAUAUGCUGGCCAGAUCGUUGCGGAGCGGACAUAACGACAAGGAUGCCAAACCGAACGCUGCCGUACGGGACAUUUUAAAUAAGAUCGUUUCUUACCCGCCCACCCAACAAUUGUCGAACGAAGAACAGGAUUACGUGUGGAAAUUUAGGUUUUACUUGAGUACCCAAAAGAAAGCCUUAACGAAAUUUUUAAAGUGUGUUAACUGGAAACACCACAAUGAGGUGCGUCAGGCUUUACACCUGAUGGACAUUUGGGUGCCCAUGGACGUGGAAGAUGCCUUGGAGCUUCUGAGUCCAAAUUUCAAUCACCCGGCAGUGCGUAGAUAUGCGAUAAUAAGACUACAACAGGCGCCAGACGAUGAAAUUCUACUGUACCUUUUGCAGUUGGUGCAAGCGUUGAAAUAUGAGAAUUUUUCCGCGAUUCAAGAAGCUUAUGAACGAUUGAUUUCGGGUCACGAGGUUUUUCCUCUGAUGGAAGAUACCACCGGCCACUUUUUGGAAAAGAAAGACUCUAAAGAUAGUAACUCCACUAUAACUUGCGAAUCGCCACUGCAAAGGUCGUCCAGUUAUAACCAGGCCGACCAUUUGGCUUCUUCGAUUGUAAAUAGUGUCGUUGAGGUGGAUACGAGGGGUUCACAGCCUUCUAGUUUGCCGGCUCUUACCCAAUGUACAGAAUCUGGUAAUACCGAUACUUUACAGAGUAAUAUGUGUGAGGAGGAGGAAAUAAGCGAUUUGGCCUCUUUUCUCAUUUACAGGGCCUGUAAGAAUUUCACUUUGGCCAAUUAUUUUUACUGGUAUCUCUUGCUGGAGUGUGAGGACCAAGAAGGAACAAUAAAACAAGAUGAAGAAGUAAGAAAUAUGUACCUGACAGUAAUGCGAACGUUUUUACAAGCUUUAGCAAAGGGUACAGAUUCCAUGCAGAAAAAACGGACGAUUUUAAGCAAACAGGAAAAAUUCAUCGCUAAACUGGUGCAGCUAAUAAAAGCGGUAUCCAAGGAGAACGCUUACAGGGUCAAAAAGGUUCAAAAGUUAAAAGAGUUACUCUCGGAUCCGGAUGCUUUUAAAUAUAAUUUUGCCAAGUUUGAACCGAUACCGUUUCCCUUGGAUCCAGAGAUAAUCAUAACGGGAAUCCUGCCAGACAAAGCGAUGCUCUUUAAAUCGGCAAUGAUGCCGGCCAAAUUGAAUUUUCUGACCGCAGAGGGUGAAGAAUACGUCGCCAUAUUUAAACUGGGAGACGAUCUCAGACAGGACCAGCUUAUAUUACAAAUGAUCACUUUAAUGGAUAAAUUACUAAACAAAGAAAAUUUGGAUUUAAAAUUGACCCCUUAUAGAGUUUUGGCUACCAGUACGAAACAUGGGUUCGUGCAAUUUAUCGAGAGUACCACUAUUGCAGAAGUGCUCGCCCUAGAAGGGAGCAUACAGAACUACUUUAAAAAGCACCAUCCUCAAGAGAACGCCCCUUACGGCAUCCAGCCGGAUAUAAUGGACGCUUAUGUGCGCUCUUGCGCCGGUUAUUGCGUCAUAACUUAUUUAUUGGGUGUGGGCGAUCGGCAUUUAGACAAUUUGUUGCUCACAGAGGACGGAAGGUUGUUUCACAUUGACUUUGGAUACAUUUUAGGCAGAGACCCUAAACCCUUACCUCCUCCAAUGAAACUGACGAAAGAAAUGGUCGAGGCAAUGGGAGGAGUAAACUCGGAACAUUAUCAAGAGUUUAGGAAACUCUGCUAUACGGCAUUCUUGCACUUAAGAAGACACGCCAACUUAAUGCUCAAUCUAUUUUCUCUUAUGGUCGACGCCAGUGUACCGGAUAUCGCUCUGGAGCCAGACAAGGCGGUGAAAAAGGUUCAAGAUAAACUAAUGUUGGAUUUGGGAGAGGAGGAGGCGGUGCAUUACAUUCAGAAUUUAAUUGACGCCUCUGUGACGGCCGUCAUGGCCGCCAUAGUCGAACAGUUGCAUAAGAUCACUCAGUAUAUGAGGAAAUAACAUUGUGAUAAUAAUAAUAAUUCAGGCUGUGGCCACAUUUUUUUAUAGCUGGACUAUUUUAAGGAUGCAUGUUGGGGCUCGAGUUGUUCAUGACGGUCUUGGAAUCAAUUUCGAAGGGCAAGGUUAUUAGAAGUAGUGGAAAAUUUUACCUGUGUAAAAUUGGUGUUUUUUCUGGCGACCUUGACAAGUUCUAGAGAAGUGCCUAAGAGGCAAUUCCUUUAGAUUUUCGAGAUAUUUUUAGUACUAAUAUAAGUACACUUUACAUUGAUACAGUUCUCAAAUGUCAAGUUUAUGCAUAGGUCAAGGAUUAAUUGAGGGGGUCAGAAGCCAAGGGGUCCAAGUACCAAAACGUAAAUAUUGAGAAAUUUCAAUUUUAAAUAUUUUUACUUAUUAAAAAAUCUAGAACCCUAAAAUGCAUGAGUUAUGUAUUGCAAAUUUUUUAUUUUGCUUAUACUUAUAAUUUAGGAUGGAUUUUGAAAAUGUUUGGGCUUUAUUUUAUUCACAGGGCCGUACUAUGGUACACGGGUGUUGUAACAAUUUUGAAAAAAUGCCACAUAAUCAUUUAUUUUUGUAGAUAGGUAAUAAAAAUUCUCAAAUAAUAGAAUAGACUUUAAUAAAAAAUUGUUACAGAAGG